This is a messenger RNA of Rhopalosiphum maidis (corn leaf aphid), 2715 nucleotides long. RefSeq names its product putative mediator of RNA polymerase II transcription subunit 26. The transcript has 6 exons. The coding region runs from base 326 to 2323 and encodes 665 amino acids. Gene Ontology annotation, molecular function: chitin binding. Gene Ontology annotation, cellular component: extracellular region. NCBI's taxonomy places the organism in Eukaryota, Metazoa, Arthropoda, Insecta, Hemiptera, Aphididae. The record is from RefSeq and is a predicted model, not a curated record.
UCGACUGUCGAAUGCCAACUUUGAAUCCCGACGGAUCUCCUCCGUGUUUUUACGCGACCGCGUGUGUGCGUGUGGGUCUGCGGUGUGCCGCGUCCGAAUAGCUCGUUAUAUCUAAGGUAACCGUUACCGUUCGAAUGUUGAUCGGCGCGCGUGUUCACGAAUCCGCUCUAAAAUUUCUUUUCUCGUAUAAAUUAUUUUGUUUCUAGCCUUGAUCGAGAUUUUUUUUGUUUGUUUUGCGAUCGAUUUUUGUUGCCAAUAAAUCUGUGAUAAUUGUUAUUGGUGCAAUAACAGAAAUUGUAGGCUAGACCUGACCGGCGUCAUCACCAUGAGGAUUUUGCCGUUCGUUUUCCUCCUGCUCAUGGGAAUGACAUGGAGAUGUGUACAAUCGACAUGCGUAUUUGAAACAGAUUUUGGGCUGUCAAUCAAUUGUGCUCUAAAAAAAUCUGGGCUAUUUCGUGUGAGAAAUCUUGGAGGUCUUAAGGGAUACGUUGGACUUGGAAUACAAUUGGCCGACGAACUCGGUUUCAAGGAAUCGCUGUCGACUCUGGAACAAAACAGUAAACGUCGUUCAGUCAACGGAUUCCCAGUGCCGGGAUCGUUCGAACCACUGCAAGCCGUACCGCAAAAGAACAAUCACGCAACAAAUGCUGUAGACAAUCAGGACAGAUCGGCUUACGCCAAGAUGAACGGCAGGCCUGGUGUUGGCGUGGUCACGGUACCACCUUUCCGGCCGCUGAUGGCCGCGGCCAACAACAUGGUACGCAAUGUCAGACUGGCUGCUCAACAACAGCAGCAACAACAACAACAACAACAACACCAGCAGCAACACCAGCAGCAACAACAACAACAACAACAACAGCAGUUGUUGAAACCACUGCCCGUGCCGGCGUUCGCCGCCCUUCCCGAGUCCAUAGCCAAAGUCGCAGUGGAGCCACCUCAACCUUCGCCAUUUGCCGGUGGCCAACGGCAAUCGCCGAUGGCUCCCGUGGCGACGCCGGCCGUCAGCCGACUGACAGUUCCGCAGAUGAUGCAACCGGUCGCACCCGUCGCUUUGGUGCAAGCGCAACGUCAGACGAUACCAUCGCCGGUGUUAAUGUCUCCGCAACAGCAGCAGCAACAACAACAGCAGCUGUUAUCACCGGUGUUUGUGCCCCAGCAACAGCCGCAACAACAGCCGGCCGUUAUCAUGUCGCAGCAGCAGCCGACCGUGUUCGUGUCGCAGCAGCCGCAGCAGCAGCCGACGGUGGUCAUGCGACAGCAGCCGCAGCAGCAGCCAUCGGUUAUCGUUCCGCAGCAACAGCAACUUUCGUCGGUGUACUACCACAAUGCCAUGCAGCAAGCGGCCAACAGGCGUUUUAACGCAUUCGGUCAAAGUCCACAGAACUCAGUAGACGUACGACCGGUAAUCGUUAUGCCGACAGUGCCGGUGGUUGACAACCAAAAGAAGCAAAUCGAUAGUAAUUCACCUCUAUCGAAUGAAGUAGACCCGACGUCGAUGAUGUCGUUGUUCAAUGUAGCAGCUGCCAACAACGUGAGCGUAGAGCAGCUAGCCAUGGCUCUUCGACAACGACAGCAGCAGACGUUUUACCCGAAGGCCAUCGACGACGUAACCACACCCACGACGACCACGACUGUUACCGCGUUGCCUACCACGACUACCACUACGUCACUACCACCAUUUACCUUAGGAUACGUUCCGGACGAGCAACAGGCGGUCACCAAGAAAAUAGCUAUCAAACCGUACAAGUCGAAAUACAGGAGCAAUCACAAGGUUAUGAACGCACCUAAAGAAUACUAUCCCGUGGGAUACGACAAGAACUUCGAUGACAACUUUGUGUCUAAAGUAGACCUGCCCGACACGACCUUCAGCUGUGGUGAGCAAAAACAUUUUCCCGGAUUGUACGGAGACGAGGAUUUGGGCUGUAUGGUGUUCCACGUGUGCGCAUUCACCGAUGACGGUCUAACGCAAAAGAGCUUCCUGUGCCCAGAGUCGACACUAUUUGACCAGACCAUACUCAAGUGCAACUGGUGGUUCUAUGUUGAUUGUAAGUCGUCGAGGAAGUUGUAUGACAGCAACAUUCCGAUAUCGAAGAGCUAUCAGCUGAUGAAGGCACUGACGUUCUUCUCAUCGUACUCAGCCGGACCAUCUAUGGACGCUUCUGUGGCCGCAGCCACCGCUGCUGUUUCACGAGAUUCGUCAGACGAACCGAAAAAGUCCGAUCUCACUACCGAUUCAUCGCAAUUCGAGUCCGUCGCAAGUUCGUCAAUUUCAAACACCACCGCCUCCUCCGAAGUCCUCGACAACGUAUCGUUCCGGAGAUGAACGGACGCUUUAUCACCCUCCCUCACUCCCACGAACAAAAGCAGAAGGCUAAGUUUUUGUUUUAGCGCAUGCGUUUGUUAUGCAUAACAUACAUACGUGUAUAAUACAACGUCUUGCAAUUAUUUAAUAAUUUUUUUGUUUUAUUUAUUAUUUAAUUUAUGUAUAACGUUUAUACUGUUCAACUGUUGUAACAAAUAGGUUGUAGUUAUUUUAGAUGUUUACUAUUUUUGUGAUAUAAUAAUAUUAUUAAAAGUGAACAUUAUAUAAAUAGGUGAUAAUAUCAACAUUGUGAUAUUACCUGUAUAAUACGCAUAAUGUUUUCUUAGACGCUUCAAAUAGUUUUCAAUUUGCUCAUUUUUUUUAUAGUUUUCAAUUUGAAAUACGUAUCACAA